Molecule: messenger RNA, 4437 nt
Organism: Anguilla rostrata (American eel)
Lineage: Eukaryota; Metazoa; Chordata; Actinopteri; Anguilliformes; Anguillidae
Exons: 9
Coding region: 133-3075 (980 amino acids)
Molecular function (GO): protein binding
Source: RefSeq, a predicted model, not a curated record
UUUUAGAGCUUUUGGAUCUCUUUUCGCCCUUGCUCUGGGGGAAUAGUAGCAGCUAGAAUAACCUCUGUUAAAGCUAGCAGAGUGAGCGGAGUGCGACAGUGCACGGUAGAAGCAGCGAUUGCUAUCCGGAACAUGGCGGAGACCGUGCGCUCGCUGUUUGACUAUCGGGAGCCUCCGACGCUGGACAGCGAUGGAGAAGGAAGCAAACCGCCACCGCCGCGCGGGCGAGGCUGUGGCCGUAAGAGGAAGGGAACGCCCGUGAAGGUGUGCGACCGGGUCUUCGUCACCGAGGAUGAGGAGGAGAGCCUGUCUGAACACAGCUACUGUCCGGGUGACGGUCAGUACCAGGAAGGAGAGGAGGACAGACUUCCCCCGCCCGAUGGCCCCUACUACCUCGCCGACCCCGCCCAGCUAUGCGUCUCGGAGCUCGGAGAGGAAGGGGGCAGCGGGGCCAGGACCGCCGUGCUCUACCCGCCGCCGCCAAACUGCCGCAUCAGAGAGGUGCACUGUGGGAGCCAGGUGCGGCUGGUCGUCAUAGCGAUCAGAGACAUCGCCAAGGGGGAGGAGAUAACCGUGGACUACAGCCUGACCGAAUGGGGGGAGAACGCCAUGGGUUUCCACAGCUCUGUGUCUCCAGGAGGGUUCGAGUGCAGCUCUGAUGCUGAGAACAAUGUAAAGAAGGAGGAGGAGUCUGGCCCUGUCUCCCUCUCUCUCUCCGUCUCCGACUACCUCACGCCCUCCUGGUCCCUCUCCCCUUCGUCCUCCCCGCUCUCUCACUCCGAGCCCAGCGACUCGGACCGCGAGGAAGAGGAGGACGAGGAGGACGAGGACACGCAGGAGCACAGGGGCCGCAUGCUGCGCAGGCGCAAGAAGCGGAAGGGCGCGCCCGGCGCCAAAAAGAAGGCGGGGCCCCGGACUCCCGGCCGCCCCGCCCUCUUCUCCCGCGCCCCGCCCCAGCCCGCCCCUGCGCGGCCCCUCUUCAAAUCGCCGCCCACCGUGGCCCCCACCGCCACCACCACCAACAUCAACAACAACAUCAACAUCAACAUUGGGCGGGACGGGCCGGCGGGCGUGGUGGAGGGCGUGGGCGUGGUCGGGGGCGGGCAGAGGCAGAGCUGCCCGUACUGCGGCCGCCAGUUCCGCUUGCUCGCCCGCCACCUGGAGAAGCACCACGCCCAGCAGCCCGAGAUCAGGGCGGCCUUGGAGCGCGCCCAGACCCACCCCCACGCCGCCCUGCCGCAGCUGCGUCCCCCCGCCCACCCGCACUCCGCCCUGCCCGUCCCCUCCUCCUCCUCCUGCUCCUCGGCCCCGCCCACGCUCUCCUUCUCCAGGGAAAGAGAGGCCCAGGUUCACGGCGGAAACAACGGCGUCUCCCUCUCGCUGUCCCUCUCCCCCGCCUCCCUCAGCCACACCUCCCCCAGGAAGAGCCCCGCCCUCUCCACCCCGCCCAGGAAGAGCCCGGCCCCGCCCCUCUCCACUCCGCCCAGGAAGAGCCCCGCCCCGCCCCUCUCCGCCACGCCCAGGAAGAGCCCGGCUCCGCCCUUUUCAACCCCGCCCAGGAGGGGUGUGUCCACAAUGACCACGCCCAGGAAGGGUGGCCGCAGGUUGAAGAAGGAGAAGGAGGAGGAGCAGCCGGAGGAGAGGCAGGUGACUAAAGAAGAGGAGGUCUCUCCUCCCGUCUUUCAGGAGGUGGUGAGGGAGGGCAUGCAAGAAGAGAACGGAGUGAGGGAGGAGGAGAGUGGAGGAGAGGAGAAGAAAGGAGCAAUGUCGAGCUCCCGCAGGCCCCACAUGAUGCCACUGCUGUCCUCGCUCUCGUCGCUGGUGAUGUACCUGCGGCGGCUGCAGCACUCGGCCUUCCUGUCGCUGUCGCGCUCGCCGCAGUCGGCCGAGGCGUGGCGGCUGCUGUGCCACGCCAGCCUGGCGCUGCUCAUCCUCUACAACCGGCGGCGCGAGUGCGAGGCGUCCAAGCUCACCAUCCAGGAGUACCGCAGCCGCGUCACGCCGCAGUGCCCCAUCCCCGUGCCGCCCGGCGCCCCGCCCGCCCUCACCCCGCUGGAGGCCUCGCUCUCGCCCUUCGAGCGCCAGGUGCUGCCCCACCUGCCCCGGGCCGGCGUGCAGGGCAAGCGGGGGCGGGUGCAGCCCCUCAUCCUGCCCCCCCACAGCGAGCCAUGCCUGGAGCUGCUGCUGCAGACCCGGCCCGGUGUGGGGGUGGACCCGCAGAACCCCUACGUCUUCGCCCGGCCCUACCACUCGCCGGCCACGCCCCUGCGGGGCACGGACCUGCUGCGGAGCCUGGCGCGCUCCAGCGGGACCCGGAACCCCCGCGCCCUCACCCAGACCCGCCUGCGGCGCCAGGUGGCCAUCCUCACCCAGCUGCUGCUGCUGGGCGAGGGCGAGGGCCAAGGGGCGGGCAGCACCAGCGCCAGCCAGCGCCUGGAGAGCUUCCUGCAGAAGGAGUACCACGUGACCCAGAGCUGCGCCAGGAUUGGCCAGGACCCGGGCCUGAUGGGCCGCGUGGGCAGGGUGGUGCUGUGCGGAGAGAGGGACGGGGUGCUGUUUCGGGGGAUGAGCCUGCACCACAUCUGCCUGGAGCUGGACGUGAUGUCAGGGAACUCUGCAGACUCUUUCUCUGAUGACUCGGACGGGGAGCAGGGUAAAGAGAAGGCGGGGGCGUCGUCGGCGACGAUGGGGAAGAAGGGCGUGGCCAAUGGCAAGUCCCCCCGGCAGAGGAAAGGAAACGCAGCUCUUCCCAACUCCGCCUCCCCUUUCGCCUCCCCCAACGGUCGCAGGAAGGGAGCAGGCCAGCCCAAACCAGGGAAGCGUGGCGUUCUGAAGCGGCCCUGGUCGGAGGCGGAGCGCACGGCUGUGGAGUCCCACCUGACGCGCAACAUCAUGGAGCUGCGGGUGCCCGCCAAGGCCGACUGCGAGCGCUGCCUGCAGCUCUGCCCCCUGCUGGUCACCAACCGCCGUGACUGGCGGGCCAUCAAGUUCUACUGCCACAACCGCAUCCAGCUGCUGAAGAAGAGGGAGCGGAGGGAGAGCCUGAGCGCCAUGGGGGCUCCGCCCAUGUGCUGAGGAAGUCCCGCCUCCCAAAUAAACUUACACCCCCCCCGGCCCCUCCCAUCGACCGUCCCCUCACAGCUGACACGCCCUAGUCUCACUAACCUUUAAAAACUGCGCCAGCCCCGUCUGAACCACAAUCAGUAAAAUAAGUUUCAGAGUCAUUUCAGGGCUCUACAAGUGCUGCCAUUUUGGGAGCAUCGGCUCCUCGUAAUUGGUGUGCGCCAACUGUAAAAAAAGUAAUUGAGGAGAACAUCUCGUAAUUGGGGUGCAUUAGUGUACGGCUAAAUUUUUCAACUAGGGAGCACAUGUGCUCCUUGGACAAAAUUUUUUGUGUACAGCCCUGCAGUGGGUACGGUCUUGUCAGUUCACACGGGCCAUAGCUAUAAUCAGUUUGCUGAUAGCUGUGCUUUGUCGUAGGACGCUGCUAGCGAACAGAUAUAAGGGGCAAGGAGGUGUUACUCCUCUAACGUUCAUGGUGAAUUCCCAUUGACUUUGACUUUUUUUUGGGGGGGAGGUUGGGCUGGGGGGACUGGAAAAUGAGGGAGUGCCCUCCUUAAUAGUUUGCAACGUCCAACCAAAUUUGACCAUGUGAACCACAACACCACCAUUCCAUGCUGUCAUUAUUGACAGUCUAUUCUCCCCCCCCCGCCCCCCCAAAAGUGAACGGUGCAUUUACUCACUGGAGUUACCUUUGGUUUAUUGUAAUUUCUUUUGUUUUUUUUAAAGUGACCAGUCUACCUGUAGCCACAUCAGUUUCCCUGCUGCACUGUAGAUGACAGAGCUUCAUCAUACAGUCAGUGGUCUACAGUACACUCUACCUGUAACCGUCUGCAAACUACCUGCUCUGAAUCACUACAGGUGCGCACACAUCCACAGAUACUUGAACCUCUUAACAAAUCAGCUUUUUUCUCUGGUAUUUGGUACACACAGCGUUCAUAUACUGCUUGUCCUGUAUAUAGCGAUCUUAUCAUUUGAAUUCGAUAUUGUCUUGGUUAUUAAUAUAAUUCCUUCUUUAAGCUAUUCUGUACAUAUUGUUGUAAAUUAUCACAGAGACAAAAAGGAUGAAAUAAGUAUCGCGAAGAGAACCGUGUAAAGUAUGACUUGGUUUUUGUGUUACAUUGUUUGUUUGGUUUUUUUUUUUUUUACAGUAUGUAAUUAAAGUUACAUGCAUACAUUGUGGUUUUUUCGAGAACAACAGCAACAUUCUUUAACCCCUGUAGGUCUAGCAUUACACUGAAUGACUGCAUUUCACAAAUGUACACAAGGGACUGUCCAUGAUAUGACCAUCAGUUUGCAAUAUCAAAAUAAUUUCUACGUAACAUAUUCUGUCAUUUUUAUUUCCUCUGCUGGAUCAAAUUUGGUCGUCUUCAAAUU